UUGCCACCUCCAGUUUUCGCGCAAUUACGUCGCGAAUUGUAACUAUUUAUCCCCAGAGGGGAUUAAAUAUCCGUGUGAGACAGUGACCAGUGUCAAAACGUCGGUGAACAUGAAGCAUCUUCUUCUCUUCGUCGCCAUCGCUCUCCUCGGCCUCUCUUUGGUCGGAGCAUUGUCGUCCGAAUACUCGAGCAUUUCUAGCGAUAGCAGCAGUCGGGAGAAACGUAGCCCCGACGAUGCUGGCCCUCCAAACGGUCCACCUCCGCACGGCCCACCUCCGCCCGGACCUCCUCCAUCGGGGCCUCCUCCAUCGGGGCCUCCUCCAGAGGAUAUGAUCGAUCAAGGGUCGUCGACUAUGGAGGAAUCGAGGAGCAAGAGAGCGGCUCAAAAUAUGCCUAUGCCGGGUGGUAUGGGCGACAUGGGAGGUAGCAUGGGAGGUAGCAUGGGAGGUAGCUUUGGAGGUGGUAUGGGAGGUGGCGCGUCUCAGUUGAGGAGCAAGAGAGCGGCUCAAAAUAUGCCUAUGCCGGGUGGUAUGGGCGACAUGGGAGGAGGAAUGGGAGGUGGCAUGGGAGGUAGCGUUGGAGGUGGUAUGGGAGGUGGCGCGUCUCAGUUGAGGAGCAAGAGAAGGGCUCAAAGUUCUAUGCAAGGAAGUAUGGACGACAUGGAUAAUGAGAUGGGAGGCGAUAUGCCAAAUAGGCCGCCUCAAGUGAGAAGUAGGAGAGCGGCGCAAAAUCCUUUGCCAGGAGGUAUGGGAGGUGGUAUGGAAGGUGGAGUUAGCAUGGGUGUUAACUUUGGAGCGAAAGCUGGUGGAGGAAGUUCGGCAAACUAGGAACGACAACAGUUAUUCAGCAUGGUUCAGCAUAACUAUGAGAUAGUUAUAAGUAGGAUCGUUUUAGAUAUGGUCAAGGGACUACUGUAUGUUGUAGUUUAGAUUAAAAAUGUUGGAAUAAAUCGAUUGAUUAAAAAAGAAAA
Messenger RNA from Apis dorsata (giant honeybee), 969 nucleotides. RefSeq names its product oleosin GRP-17-like. The coding region runs from base 110 to 826 and encodes 238 amino acids. NCBI's taxonomy places the organism in Eukaryota, Metazoa, Arthropoda, Insecta, Hymenoptera, Apidae. The transcript has 3 exons. The record is from RefSeq and is a predicted model, not a curated record.